Messenger RNA from Pararge aegeria (speckled wood butterfly), 2759 nucleotides. RefSeq names its product translin-associated factor X-interacting protein 1-like. NCBI's taxonomy places the organism in Eukaryota, Metazoa, Arthropoda, Insecta, Lepidoptera, Nymphalidae. The record is from RefSeq and is a predicted model, not a curated record. Bases 188 to 2716 code for a protein of 842 amino acids. Gene Ontology annotation, molecular function: S-adenosylmethionine-homocysteine S-methyltransferase activity. The transcript is spliced from 11 exons. Gene Ontology annotation, biological process: S-methylmethionine cycle.
UGUGACUUGCUUACAAAGUUGCAAUGUUUACAUUUUUGUACCGUUGAACUCUGAUAUUAUGUUAUCAAUUUCUAAACAUAGCUUCAAAUAGUAAUUACUCAUCCAUUCGUAGUUACAAACUAUAAUCAUUCUUCUAUAUAACCCUAACGGCAAUCAACCGCGUCGAAAUAAGAAGAAACUUUUUAAAAUGACUUCGCCGGCUAGUGUUUACGUGCUGGAUGGUGGUUUUUCUUCGCAAAUAUCUCGUCACGUAGGCACCACUGCUGAUGGCGAUCCUCUUUGGACUGCUCGGUUCCUGCAAACCAACCCAGAGGACAUCGUCAAGACGCAUUUGGAUUUUCUUCGAGCUGGUGCUGACGUAAUCAGCACUAACUCUUACCAGGCAUCCAUUGGAGGCUUCAUGAAACACAUCGGAGUGACCGCUGAAGAGGCAUACAACUUAAUUCGACGUGCUGUAGAACUCGCGAAACGGGCCAGACAGGAAUACACAGAAGAAUGUCACAACCAAGGUAUGCCCGUCCGUAAAAUUCUUAUAGCGGGCUCCGUGGGCCCCUACGGUGCGUAUCUUCACGACGGCUCGGAAUAUACAGGCGAAUACGCAGACAAAACACAAGAAGAAACCAUGUAUGAGUGGCAUAAACCAAGAAUAGAUACAUUAGUUUCAUCUGGCGUUGAUUUAUUAGCGAUAGAAACCAUACCUUGUAAAAAAGAAGCGAUGGUACUGACAAAUAUGUUAAAAAAAUAUCCAAGUGUUAAAGCUUGGAUAUCUUUUAGCUGCAAAGAUGAUGUAAGUCUUGCUCACGGUGAAAACUUCCAAGAGGUUGCUAGAGCUUGCUGGGAGAUGAAUACUGAGCAAUUAGUUGCAGUUGGUGUCAACUGCCUUUCACCAAACUGUGUUGCAAACUUGAUAGAUGGUUUGAGCAACAGUGUAAGUCCACCAAUACCUAUUGUAACAUACCCCAAUUCAGGAGAAAAAUAUAAGUCUGGGAUUGGGUGGGUUGAAAAAGAUAAGUGUGAAUCUUUGCAUACUUUUGUAAAUAAAUGGUUAAAAUUGAAUGUUAGGUUUGUGGGGGGCUGCUGCAGGACAUAUGCGGAAGACAUAGCUGAUAUACGCAAACAAAAAGUUUUUGGUAUAUCUGUUAAAAAGAAACAGAGGGAUGACAAAUUGAAACUCCUAGUUGGAGAGAAUCAAAGGUUGAGGGAAGAAAAUCUAAAACUGACUUUUGAAAUAUCAAGGCUAAAAAAAGACUUUGGGAAGCUUAACGAUGAUAAAUUCUCUGACUACUUAUCGCUGAUGCGUGAGAGAGACGCGCGGUACACGCUGUACUUCGAGAACGUGGCCCUCCAGCUGAAGGUGCGGGAGCUGGACGGCAGCUCCCGGGGCUGCUCCGUGGACGGCGCCUGCCGCGACCCGGCCGUGCUGGCCAUAGCGCUGGACAGGUGUCGGGAGCAACUGUCAGUCACGCAGACGGAACUGAAGAAAAUGAAGGACGAAUACGCGGAGAGCGUGCCGCGACGCGACCACGACGCCCUGGAGACCAAGUUAAGCUCACUGACUAUGAAGCUGGGCGCGCUUUCCGCUGAAUACGAAGCCUACCAGAAUGUGCACAAGCGUGUGCUAGCUCAAAAGAAAUGCCUGGAAGAGGAGCUUAUAGAGUACAAGGAAAAGUGUAGCGAGUUGGAGCGCGCGGGAACGCCGCGGCCGAGGUGGGAGUUGUGUGCUGACUUCAUUGGCGGAGGUCGGGAGAGAUGGUGGCAACUAGCUAGCGGCUUGUCUUCUCGGGAUAUGCUUCGAGUUCUCUUAAAAGAGCUUGGACCUGCCGCGGAGAGUGAGCAUCUAGAAUACUUUGAUGGCCUGGGAAUGGAUCCAGUGAUCCCCCCUUACCUACGCUACGAGGGCCGCGUCCGGAACCUGCGGCUGUCGCGCCGGGAGGUCGGUGUCAUCAUCAACGACAUCUGGCUCGGCAAGCUGCGCCACCCGCGCGACUUGGCCAUGCAGGACUACGUUACCAACUACUUUGAGGAAAGAUAUCAGCAACCGUCCGUUCGGGCUGAAUGGGCGUACAACCUUUGCGCGGGAGCUGAACAGAUGUUAGACGAGCCGCAAGUGAAGCUGUUCUGGGGGGUACUACAUGGCCACCUCAGCGAAGACAUCUACUGGGGACACCGCACUCAGUGGUACACGCUCAAGGAACAGCUUUAUAAACACAGCAAAGAUGGAGAGACUAUUACUAUUGAAGAUUUCGAAAAGGUAACAAGGACAACCUUCCCGUUGAAAAGCGAAGUGGACAUAAAAAACCUUACCGACGUUGUGAAGAAACAGCUGAAGUUGAAAAUUAACACUGUCGACAUUAAUUUGGAUAAAUUAUUCCACGAGAAUGAAGAAGGCUUCGACCGGGUGGAUAUGUCUCGGGAGCUGUACCGCCAGAGGCAGCUGGCCCAGGACAAGUACAUUCGCGAAGUGAUCGGCACUUUGGGCGGGCGGCGCACCAACAGCGUUUCUGUUGACAGCUUAAAACGCGCGUUCGCUAUCGUGGACCCCGCUAUCAAUCACAUCCGCAUGGAGCGCUACAUCCGCUGGGCGUUUUCAGCGACUGCGUGCGACCUGGGCAGCGUGCAUCCUGUGCCUCUACGCACGCUUGUGGCGCGACUCGCAGCCGGAGACAUCGAGCGCAUCGGGCCGCGGUACCGAGGCACGAGGAAAAUUUAUAAAUAGGGUUGGGUCGCACUGUGCGAUUUUUAUUGUCGUGGUGCUUGUG